AUGAUCGAUAUCGAUGAGAGUGAUUCUGAUCACAGUGAAAUUGAUGUAGGAGAAAAUUUAAAUGAUUUGUUAACAUCCAACAAACCAUUGAUAAAUCAUAAACGACAACGAACGCAUAUCAAUGGAUCAUCAAAAACAUUCUGCGAAACCGUUGCUGAUAAAGACACACAAGAUAUUCCCACCUACUUGUUACCAACAAAUCAACAAUUUGAACAAAUGAUUCAAAACGUAACUCAUAAUACUAUGACUUGUUCUAUAAAUAUCGAUGAAUUACGACACGUAGCUAUUCUUAUACAUCAUUCGAUGACAAGUGAUUUAAAAAGAACACUGUGGACGACAUUUUUAAAGUCUGGUACAGGUCUGUUAAAGACAAAACAACAACAACAACAACAACAAGAAUCAAAUGGUCCAAAAAUGUGGCCAUCAUUAUUAAAAUCCAUGAUUAAAUCAUGCAGUCAUAUUGAUCAUACGGAGAAAGAUGUAACCGAUGAAAUUUGUUUAAACAUUGUUCAGACUCAACUACGACGAUUAGAAUAUCAGUAUGAAUAUUAUCAGAAUGAGCUUAAGGAAAAGAUAAAACCUCUAUCUAAUUAUGAAAUCACUAUUGCACCGAUACUUCAAACAUUUAUCCAACAAAAUCUUCAAUCAUUACAGAUUGCCUAUGAAUUUGCCAUAGAAUUUAUUGGUUAUGAAUAUGAAGAUCAACGACUUGCAUUUCAAAUUAAACAACAACAAAAACUAAAUGAUCAUCAAAUACAAUUCAUUGAAAAUCUCUGUUCUCAUAAAUAUGAAUCUGAAAAAAGUCAACAAGAAGUCAAACUAUUUCAAAAAUAUCUAGAAGAAAAAAAAUUACCCGCUUCGUUCAAUUCGAUUCACAUACCACUUCCAUCAUUUAUUCAAACACUUGAUGAUUCUAGUGUUCGUCAAUAUUUAAUUCAUCGACAUCAACAAAUAAUUCAUCGAUAUAAAAAUGACAUGAUUACUAUCUAUCGCAAUAUAUCUCAAGUAUAUAUGUGUGAUGCACAAAAAAUAUUCGAUGAUAGUAUGGCUAAACUCUGGCGAGAACAACAUUCCCUACCAAUCGAUCAACAAUUUCAUUCUGUGAUAUUAAAUUUAAUUGAACAACGUUUAACGAAUAUUACUGACAAAGUACAAUCCAUGUAUCGAUAUAAACUAUAUCCAUUAUGUGGCAAAAUUUCGUCUUUUUAA
Messenger RNA from Rotaria sp. Silwood2, 1209 nucleotides. NCBI's taxonomy places the organism in Eukaryota, Metazoa, Rotifera, Eurotatoria, Philodinida, Philodinidae. The record is from the annotation of a GenBank genome assembly.